Molecule: messenger RNA, 4074 nt
Organism: Phasianus colchicus (ring-necked pheasant)
Lineage: Eukaryota; Metazoa; Chordata; Aves; Galliformes; Phasianidae
Product: galanin receptor type 1-like
Biological process (GO): G protein-coupled receptor signaling pathway
Cellular component (GO): plasma membrane
Molecular function (GO): G protein-coupled receptor activity
Source: RefSeq, a predicted model, not a curated record
UUUUUUUGCUACCACAGCUCCAAGCAGAGCUGGAAAGCAGGUACAACAGGCGCAGCUCCAGGGAGUGGCGUGGGAGGGACGCUGAAGAGGAGGAGCGUGAGGAAACCAGGCUGCCACUGCUUUACCAUUGCUUCAUCCUCAGCCCUCCUGGCACAGACUUAUCUCCUCUGUCACAAGAUCUCCUCCAUCAGCAGCUACCAAACCUCUUAGAUGAGACCAGUUCCUCAGAACCCUUUGUCUGACUUCCUGGAAGAUACAGAAUCUGGAAGAAUCAUCUGAAGAAAAUUGCUUCCCAAAGCAAAGGCACAGGGCAUUGGAAAACCCAAGCAUUCAGCCUCUGGCCACCAUUAACAAACACUGAUCUUCUCCACAGCGGUCAGGGCUGCAGCAACUGCUCCCUGGUCUCUAAGCAGCCUAGAUCUAUGGAGGAGGAGGAAGACAACUUUGUGCUUUUCUUUGGGGCCAACACCAGCAAGUGCAGCCUCGAGACUAACCAAAAAGGAGAACCACCGUGCUGGUCGGGGGCUGCCAAGGGAGGUCCUGAGGUGGUGAUCGUACCAGUGCUUUUUGGUUUGAUUUUUCUCCUGGGAAUGGUGGGGAACACACUGGUGUUUGUUGUUUUGGGUCGUCUCCGGCCUGGGGGACGCCCAUCACGCAGUGCCACCAACAUCUUCAUCCUGAACUUGAGCAUUGCAGACUUUUCCUUUUUACUCUUCUGUGUCCCCUUCCAGGCCACUAUCUACUCCCUGCCAGAAUGGAUCUUUGGUGCCUUCUUUUGCAAGUGGGUUCACUACCUGGCCAUGGCAACAAUGCUGGUCAGCAUCUUUACUCUGGUGGCCAUGUCUGUGGACAGAUACAUCGCUGUGGUUCACGCCAAGCGUUCGUCCAGCAUCCGCAGCAAGCGCAACGCUGCCCUCGGUGUGGGUGUCAUCUGGUUGCUGUCUCUACUCAUUGCCAUCCCUGUGGCCCAGCACCAGGCCCUUAUGAGCGGUCAUCAACAAGCACCCAACAGCUCCUUCUGCUGGGAGAAUUGGGCAGAGGGCUCAACAGCCAAGCAGACGUACAAGGUUAUGAUCCUGCUAGUAGGAUACCUCCUGCCUCUGGUGCUCAUCACCUGCUGCUACGCCAAGGUUUUGUAUCAUCUCCACACAAAAGUAAAGAAUAUUUCUAAGAAGUCAGAAAGAUCAAAGAAGAAGACAGCACAGACAGUGCUUCUUGUGGUUGCUGUGUUCCUGCUCUCCUGGCUGCCGCACCACAUCAUCACAAUGUGGGCAGAGUUUGGGCACUUUCCCCUCAACAACAUCUCCUUCACUUUCCGCAUCAUCUCCCAUUGCUUGGCCUAUGGGAACUCCUGCAUCAACCCCAUCAUUUACGCUUUUCUCUCAGAGAACUUCCGCAAGGCCUGUCAGCAGGCCUUCAACUGCAAGUGCUUCCUGCAGCCAGACCCCACUGAGAAGCUGGUCAGAAUACGCAUGGAGAACUUCUCUACCACACACUCAACCACUAAUGUGUAAGCGGGGCUCAGAAAUACCUUUCAGGAGAAGAGAGAAGGGUGGUGUCUGACAGAACAGCUACACAGGGGCAUUUUAGGUACCUUGCUGCUAGGCACCAUCAGAAGUGUCUGAAUGCCCUUGUGGUUCCCCUAAGAGGAAACAGCUGUAGUUAUGCCCAUAAAGGAUAAGAUGUGUUUAAACAGAAGGUAUAAUUACAGACAGACAUGAAAUGAGCGACUUAACAAUUCUGUGCGUGGGCUGUUAUUAGGAUAUGAGCAAUGAGAGACACGACAUUUACUGAGGGCGCUGAGAAGCAGUUUGGUAAUCUAGCUAAUAUAUCAAUGGAUGUGUCCGUUCCUUAAACAAUCGUAUUACCAUAUGUGAGCUAUGUAUGUUUUUAGCAGUGAUGGAAUCUCUAAAUCUCCUGGAAGUCUUUGCCAUAGUAUUUGCUUACCGUGUUGUGUAACAUGAGGUCUCACUGAUGCAGACAUCUGCGUUUGAUGGCUCUGUAGAGGCUUGCAUUCCCCCAGGUCUCAAUGUCUGCAUACUCCUGGAUGUAAUUACUGCUGUUGAUGACUGGCUCUAAUAACUGCCUAACUAAUAAUUAUGUGAGAUUUCUCAAAAUAUGCUUAAAAGAACUGUUUUUGUUUGAAAGUGAUAUUUACACAAGGCUUUAUUGGUGCAUGCGGUGUUCUCUGAGCAUAUCUACUCAAAGCUUUUUAUUGGACAUGUUCUUACACAAAUGUUAAAAUGCCUUCUUUUCGUUAAAUGUUUAAGUUUAAAGUUAUGAUUUAUGAAUAUAUAAAGUGCGUGUUACUUCAGAUUUAAGAAGCAUAUGGCUGGAAGGCCGUUAUAGUGUCACCAUCUGGUCUGAUGUCAUCGUUGUGUGCUUCAGUCCUGACCGACCCAGCGUUAUUCUGGAUUCACAGACUGUUAAAGAGCUUUUAAAAGUGCAUUAUAGAAGUUUAAUUUGAAGUUUAACUAAGAACCAUAACCACAAUACCCAAAUAUGGUCUCGAUCAUCUUCAGCAUCUUUUGUGACUGCCUUCAAAACGUACAUGCCUAAUUUCUGUGAGACAUACUCCACGCACCAAACACUCAUAUUUUUUAUUAACGUGUACGUUUUACACCUCGACCUCAAGCACACCCACCAGAACCUGCUGUAUCUCUGGUGAACUGACCAGCAGUCACCCCGGGCCGCCAUGGCCGCCCCCUCAGCCGGCGCGGCGCGAGGGCGGGCACGCGGGGCGGCCUCUUCCCGCCACGGCUCUUCAGCGCCGGCGGGAGCCCGCACCCCUCGUGAGGGGACAGCCCGCCCCGCCGCCUCAGGAAAAAAAAACGGCUGUUAUCACCAGUGCCACUUAGUUAGUGAUAGAAACCAAGCCGAUGCAUUAUGAUCGUUGCCAGGUUGUUUUGACUGCGGAUCUCCAGUCAGAAGCUGAUGUUUAUAUGACAUCAUUUAACUUCUUAAGGGCUAUUUUCUCCCCGGAAUCAAACGUUACCUGAGAAGGGGCAGAGUGGUUUAGAACUCAGUCACGUUAUUUAGCUGGGAAUUGUAGGUAGCAGAGCAAAAUACUGCAGCACGUAACUGCAACAGCAGUUGGGAUCCCAAGCAAAAAAAAGAUGAAAAAAAUUCAUCUAAAAGGGCAACUACACAUGAAACUGGGAAAGCCAUUAUCACCAGCUCACUCAGGAGGGAGGACACUUAAAAGACAGUAACUCCACAUUCAUGUAACAUGGGGAAGCACUGCAGCUUUGAAAACUUCCUCCUGUUAAAUCACACAGAAGUUACGUGACACCUGGGAUAGUCAGCCUGAAAGCAGGCAAGCAAAUAUUAGCCUUUUUUUUCCCUUGGAGUUUAAUGAAACUACUUCAUCUAAGAUAAUCAGUGUAUUGAUGUUAAAGCCAUUCACAGGACCUGAUACAACAGAAGAUGUGUUUCAACAAAGAGGAUUUUCUGUAAAUUAUAAUCCUACAGAUUGUCCCCAAAUUUCGUUUUAAGUAUUUACUCCCCAGGAAGCACGCAUCUGCCUGCAGACACAUGAAUUGCAUGAUUUGCCAUGGAAUGAACUUUAGAGUGGCCUACACAACAAACGGGUUGCCCUUUCACUUCAUUCACAAAGUUGAAAGCUUUCUAUUGAAGAAAAUAACUUUACCCUAAGAAUCCUUUAACUGCAACUGAACAGAAUACAGGCUUCAGUAACUAUGUAGGAAAAGGUCAUAGCCUUAUGCUGAAGUGGCUGUUAAAGUUUUCUGUUUCUUUAGCUUUCACUCAUACUAAGACUCCAGAACCUUAUUUGGUUGGAAACCAAAUAAGAUACAGAGACACUGCCGUGUUCUUUCCAGCUAACAGAUUUCUAAAUACUGAGUUUUAGCACAGGCAAAGAGAUGGAUAGUAAAGAAGAAAGAGCCGCUAAAAGGAAGAGCUGCAAUAAGUCCCCCCAACAUAAAUCAGAGUUAAAUUACCUUUUUUUUUUUUUUAGUGAUUAUUUCCCAUGGACGCAAACGAGCAGCUAGAUACAAAAUAACUUCAGCCUCACCUUAAUCCUCUCAGUUUAAGAGAAUAGCAACUUUCUCCGUC